Molecule: messenger RNA, 177 nt
Organism: Aspergillus niger
Lineage: Eukaryota; Fungi; Ascomycota; Eurotiomycetes; Eurotiales; Aspergillaceae
Exons: 3
Coding region: 1-177 (58 amino acids)
Source: RefSeq, a predicted model, not a curated record
AUGACACCACCAGUUGACGAAGUGCGCGCCGGUGGUCUGGAGAUUAUUAUCGAUACGUUCCAGCCGUUAUAUUUAUGGAAUGCGCUAAUUGAUAUUGCAGAAGUGUGGCUUCACUAUGACAUUGAAGUGUCGUUUGAUGGCCAUUUCAAAGAUGAUGUCCACCUAUUGACUAUUUGA